Molecule: messenger RNA, 1385 nt
Organism: Anopheles funestus (African malaria mosquito)
Lineage: Eukaryota; Metazoa; Arthropoda; Insecta; Diptera; Culicidae
Product: senecionine N-oxygenase-like
Exons: 2
Coding region: 112-1365 (417 amino acids)
Molecular function (GO): N,N-dimethylaniline monooxygenase activity; flavin adenine dinucleotide binding; NADP binding
Source: RefSeq, a predicted model, not a curated record
CAGCACUCAGCCGCAGUCGUCUGUAACGUUACCGUGUUGCAUGCGUUUGAAGCUUUAAUUCCAGACGUACGUUUAGUGUCGCGAUCGAACACGGGAAAUAAGCAAGUGAUCAUGAGCUACUGCAUCAUAGGCGCCGGCAUGGCAGGAUUGGCUGCCGCAAGACGUGUGCUCGAGGUCGGUGGAGAUGUUACCAUUUUCGAGCGUAUGGAUCAAAUUGGUGGUACAUGGAUCUACACCGAUGAGGUGGGAGUCGAUCGUUACGGACUGCCCGUUCACACAAGCAUGUACCGGGGGUUGCGUACGAAUCUGCCUAAGGAAGUGAUGGGAUAUCCUGACUUCCCCAUACCGACGCAACGCGCGUCGUACAUUGUAUCGGAAGAUAUUUUAUCCUUUUUACGUCUGUACGCCGAUCGGUACGAUAUCAAAAGUCAUAUUAAGUUCGAGCAUCAUGUGAUACAAGUCCAUCCCGCCGAGGGUGAUCGCUGGUUGGUGGAAGUAGAAAAUCUAACAACACAAGAGAAGCAGCAGCAUGUCUUCGAUUUCCUGUUCAUUUGCAACGGUCAUUAUCACACUCCAAAUGUGCCGGAUGUGGAGGGUAGAGAUUGCUUCCGUGGACAGCAACUGCACAGCCAUGAUUAUCGCUGUACUGAGCAUUACAAAGACAAAGCAGUACUCGUCAUAGGAGCUGGUCCUUCCGGUAUGGAUAUAGCGCUAGAACUAGCGAAAACAGCUCGCCGCGUAACGAUCAGUCACCAUAUGGAUCGUCUAACCUUCCCGUUCCCUUCUAACCUGUCCCAGCAAACGGAUGUGUCUUUGCUCACCGAAACAGGUGCAAAGUUCACCAACGGUGAGGAGGAAUCAUUCGACGUUGUUCUGUACUGUACAGGAUUUCGCUACAGCUUUCCCUUCCUUGGUGAUGAUUGCGACAUUCGGGUGCAGGAUAAUCAUGUACAAUCGCUUUACAAGCAUUGUAUCAACAUUAAUCAUCCAACCAUGGCCUUUAUCGGGCUACCAUUUUAUGUGUGUGCCGCACAAAUGAUGGACCUUCAGGUUCGAUUUUGUUUACAAUAUUUCACCGGUAAGCAGCGUUUACCGUCACAAACUAUCAUGCUGGACGACAUGGUACAGGAAAUGGAGGAUCGUUUUCGCCGAGGUUUCAAAAGACACCAUGCACACAUGAUGGGACCGGAACAGGGACGGUAUUAUGAUGAUCUUGCCAGGACAGCCGGCAUCGAAACUAUUGCGCUGGUUAUGACUAAGCUGCACAACGAAAGCAGUCAAAGAUUUGUUGACGAUUUAAUACACUUUCGGGAGGAUGUUUUUAAAAUUGUUGACGAUGAACAUUUUGAAUAUGUGAAACAAUAAAACAAGCUGAAGGUAGACAA